Molecule: messenger RNA, 1084 nt
Organism: Drosophila subobscura
Lineage: Eukaryota; Metazoa; Arthropoda; Insecta; Diptera; Drosophilidae
Gene: Den1
Product: sentrin-specific protease 8
Exons: 2
Coding region: 353-1000 (215 amino acids)
Biological process (GO): proteolysis
Molecular function (GO): cysteine-type peptidase activity; deNEDDylase activity
Source: RefSeq, a predicted model, not a curated record
UUUUUUGCCAUCCCCAACGCAAACAAGCUCCAAAGCAGAUUGAUAAAAUUACCAUCGGACAAUUAUUUUUGCACAAUACCUGAGUGUUUUAAAAGCUGAGAGUGCAGUGCAAUUGAUAAUAAGUCGAGGAGUACUUUCGCGGUCAUACGCAAAUAAAAUAAAUGAUAGUACGCAAGGAAUCUCUUAUUACAGAAAUUGGUAAAGUUAUUCGGAAAGUUCGCAGGGGGAACGCAGCCAUUUUUUCAGGCAACAUACACGCCAGAACCAAAAUUCGAAUCAAAUAGCGGCUUCGAGGCGCGUCGGUGGAAAGAGCGGCACCCCAAACAGAUCCAACAACAACCAUCACUCGAAGAUGAACACCAAUUCAAAGGCGGAUCCCAUCUCGCUGAGCUUCCACGACUCGUGUCUUCGCAUGUCCGACGUGCAACUGCUGCGUGGACCGCACUGGCUAAACGACCAGAUUAUAAGCUUCUACUACGAGUACCUGACACACGUGAAGUACAAGAAAAACAAUGAUAUCACGUUCAUAGCUCCCGAGGUGACCCAGUGCAUGAAGUACAUGGACGACCAGGAGCUGGAGCAACUCAUGGACCAGAACAACGGCACCAAGAAGCCGUUCAUAUUCUUCGCCAUGAACGACAACAGAAGUUUCGAGGCCGGUGGUACGCACUGGUCGCUGCUGGUAUUCUCGCGUCCGGAGAAGACCUUCUAUCACUUUGAUUCAUACGGAAACAACAAUACAAGCAACUCCGUGGAGCUGAUGAACAAGGUGAAGGAAACUAUGGACGUGCGUUCGGCCAAGUUCCGACCAAUGCGCUGCCUGCAACAGGCCAAUGGCUACGACUGCGGCAUACACGUCAUUUGCAUGACGGACCACAUUGCCGACUACCUUAAUAGGUAUGAGGUGAUGGAUGGCCUACCGCCACUGCAGGUGGACUCCGUUAAAGCCAAACGCACGGAGCUACUGAAGCUGAUCAUGUCGCUGGGCGGCAAGGGCUAGAUCUCGUUCCUUUCCUUUAAUUUCUAGUUUUAAAUAACAAAUAUCAAUGCUGUAAAUGUUGCAUUUACAAAAUACCCCUCCAAA